Messenger RNA from Menidia menidia (Atlantic silverside), 4047 nucleotides. NCBI's taxonomy places the organism in Eukaryota, Metazoa, Chordata, Actinopteri, Atheriniformes, Atherinopsidae. The record is from the annotation of a GenBank genome assembly.
AUGACUGGGGCGGGAACAGAAGGACGGUCCGCUCUGAAGCUCCAGAGCCUCCUCCCUCCUCCCCGCGCUCCCCUCUCCCCGGCAGGAGUGACGGAGGCGCGGCAGAGCGAUGCGGACAGCGCAGGCAGGAUGUCUCUCACCUCCUUCUCCUCCUGCUCCUGGCAUGUCCCGUCCUUGCUGCUCCUGCAGCUCCUGCUCGCUCCGCCAUGUCUCCUCCACCCGCAGCCGUGCCACCUCCUGGCGCAGAUGGGACACACGGUGCGCGUCGGUGCGCUCCUGCCGGCGCAGCGGCCAGCUCGCCUUCAGGUGCAGGCGGCGCUGAGCCGCGCGGCAGCGGCACUGAGCCGAGACCCGGACCCGGACCCGGACCCGGACCCGGACCCCUACCCAUUCCCGGACCCGGACCCAGCGCGGGCCAACCCGCUGCCCUACAACCUGAGCCUGGAGCUGGUGUCCCGGCAGCUCUCCGGCGCAGACCCGGAGUCGCUGCUCCGGUGCGCGUGCCAGGGCGUGGUGGUGCGCGGAGUGUCCGCCGUGCUGGCCUUCCCGCAGAGCCGCGAGGAACUGCUACAGGUGGACCUCAUGGCCUCAUUCCUGAAGAUCCCGUUCCUCAGCGUCAUCGAGCACGCGGAGCCUCUGCGCACGCAGGUAGGUGUGCCAGAAAAACCUGUCCUUUCCAAAUUCUUUGCGGGUCUUUCCAAAUUCAGCUGGGGCGAUCCACCGGUGUCCGUCCAGCACAGGUUCAGGUUUCUGGUACCUGGCAGGUUUAAUUUCACCUGUGAGACACAAAGAUCAGUUGGGAAUGAGCUGGCACAACCAGAACUGGCCUGUGAGAUGUCCUCGGGCUCUCCAGGGAAAACAAGCGGAGCAGAGCGGCCGGAAACGGGUCGGUUCGGUUUCUCCCUCCGACACAGGAACCCGACGUCUGAUCUGUCUGUGUCCUGGAGCGGAGAGGCUGACAGCUGGAACCGGUUCCACCUGCAGAUGGUGACUGGGGUUCCAGAGUCCGCCCUCUCUGAUCUGCUGUUGACGGUUCUGCAACGGUCCGGUUGGAGGGAGGGCACGGCGAUCCUGUGUCGAGGCUGGGAGGAGGCCGGCGGGCUGCUGCGGCUGCUGGACAGCCCGACCCCGGACUCCUCACACGCCAGGGGCGGGGUCACUUGGCGCCUGCGGGCUCUCCUGAACCUGACCCAGUUAGCCCACGAUGACACACAGAUCCACGAGUUCCUGUCCCAACACUUCAGACAGAACCAGCCUCCGCCGGCCUCGGUGCUGCUUUUCGGGGCGGACCCGCAGUGCGCCGCCGCGGUGCUGCGCAGCGCCCAGGACCUGGGCCUGACGUUACCCAUGGUGCAUUGGGUUCUGGGCCAGCCGCUCAGCCCUGAUGUGUUGCACACAAUCGGGCUGCCGCUCGGGCUGUUGGCCUAUGGAGAGGUGGACCGAAAACCGCUCGACUUUUACAUCAGCGACGCCCUGCAGCUCCUAACCAGGGCCGUCGCCACGGCAAUUAUGGCCAGGCCAGACCUGGGCCUGAUCCAGAACAUGGUGAACUGCUACGACAGACCCAACAGACAUGAGGCCCUAUCAUCAGGACAGCACCUGUCCAGGUUUCUGUCCAGCACAUCGUUCUCAGGACUCACAGGUCCAGUUCGAGUCCACCAGAACUGGUCUCAGAUCCUGACCUCCCAGCGGUUCCACAUCUGGAGCCUGCAGCGGGAUGUCCUGGGCCAGCCCACCUGGGUGACCGUUGGCAGCUGGGAGGGGGGGCAGCUGCAGGUGGAGGACCAGGGGGUGUGGCAGGGGCCCAAACAGCCACAGAAAACAGAUGGGAUGAGCGGGUGGACCAGGGGCCGCUGGAGGGCGGGGAUGCCGGUGGUAGGGACUCGGGUCCGGGUGGUGACUCUUGUGGAGCAUCCCUUUGUGUUCACGCGGGACGCAGACGAUGAGGGCAUCUGCCCGGCCGGUCAGUUCUGCCUGGACGCCAGCACCAACAGCUCGGAGACUCUGGAGAGGUACUUCAGGGAGGUGGCGGGGGGGAACGCCAGCUCCCUGCCGCUGGCCUACAGUAAGUGCUGCUACGGGUACUGCAUCGACCUUCUGGAGAAGCUGGCCGAGGAUCUGGGCUUCGAGUUCGACCUCUACAUCGUUGGGGACGGGAAGUACGGGGCGUGGAAAGGGGGGCGCUGGACCGGGCUGGUGGGAGACCUCCUGAACGGUCUGGCGGACAUGGCGGUCACCUCCUUCAGCAUCAACUCCGCACGCAGCCGCGUGAUCGACUUCACCUCGCCUUUCUUCUCCACCAGCCUGGGCAUCCUGGUGCGCAGCAAGGACACGGCCGCCCCCAUCGGGGCCUUCAUGUGGCCCCUGCACUGGUCCAUGUGGGUGGGCAUCUUCCUCGCCCUGCACAUCACGGCGCUCUUUCUGACGCUGUACGAGUGGAAGAGUCCGUUCGGGAUGACGCCGCAUGGGCGGAACAGGAUCCGGGUCUUCUCCUACUCUUCGGCUCUCAAUCUGUGCUACGCGAUCCUGUUCGGUCGCACCGUCUCCUCAAAGACCCCCAAGUGCUGGACCGGCCGCUUCCUGAUGAACCUUUGGGCCAUCUUCUGCCUGCUGGUGCUGUCCAGCUACACCGCCAACCUCGCUGCCGUCAUGGUGGGAGAGAAGACCUUUGAGGAGGUGUCAGGGAUCCAUGAUGCCAAGCUGCACCAUCCAUCACAGGGCUUCCGCUUUGGGACAGUGAGAGAGAGCAGCGCCGAGGAUUACAUGAAGAAGAGCUUUCCAGAGACACACGAGUACAUGCGACGCUUCAACGAGCCAACAACGCCCGAAGGAGUCGCCACCCUAAAGACAGAUCCUCCUCAGCUCGACGCCUUCAUCAUGGACAAAGCCCUCCUGGAUUACGAGGUCUCCAUUGACGCCGACUGCAAGCUGGCGACCGUCGGGAAGCCGUUCGCCAUUGAAGGUUACGGCAUCGGCCUCCCGCAGAACUCCCCGCUCAGCUCCAACAUCUCAGAGUUCAUCAGCAGAUACAAGUCUGAGGGAUACAUGGACCUCCUGCACGACAAGUGGUACAAAGUGGUUCCCUGUGGGAACCGAGUGUUCGCCGUCACUGAGGUCAGUCCGACCCUUCAGAUGGGGAUCAGCCACUUCUCUGGACUCUUUGUGUUGCUGUGUGUCGGAGUGGGCGGGGCCCUGCUGACCCUUGCAGGUGAACAUGGUUUUUACCGGUUGGUUCUUCCUCACAUCCGCCGCCAGCAGAACCUGAAGUACUGGCUGCACACCUCACAGAAAAUCCAUCGAGCUCUGAACAUGACGUAUGAGGAUGUGAGGAGGCAGCGAAUUGAGAAAGAGAAGAGCUGUAACCUUCAGAAGGCCCAGGCCCCCCCGGGACCACCGCCUGCUGCGUCAGCUCGGUGGAACAAUGCAAACCAUAACGAUGCUGCGGGUUCUGCGGAUUCCCGGGACUUCAAGCGGGUCCACUUCGACCUGGAGACCCUGAACACCCGCCGCCUGCUGUCCCGCCUCACCGCCUUAGACGCCAAAGGGGGAGGGGCCAAGGGUGACGGGCCAGCCAAGCCGAAGGUGGGGUGUGAGAACGGAGGCCCAGCCCCGUUCAGGGGUCUGGCGUUCUACAGGCCCUCCUCCUGCGCCCCGCCCCCUCCCACCACCACAGCCCCUACCUCUGUGACCCCUCCCCCCACAGCCGUAGCCCCUCCCACCACCGCGGCCCCGGCCUCCGCGGCACCGGUCCGGCCUGGCGAGCUGCAGGAGCUGCAGGAGCAGAUCGAGCUGAUGAGGGAGAAGCUGCGGGAGGCGCUGGCUCGGCGGGCGGAGAUCCAGACCACCCUGUCCAAACCCGUUGUCACGGAGACAAACUGUGCAGCCCCCACAGUGACAGCACCCCCGCCAACAUCCUCGGCCUCCGCCCAACCAGCAGCAACUCUGCCCCCCAACAUGAAGUGCGUCACCACCAUGACACACCCCCCCCACAAAGUGCUGUCCAAAGUGCGGCCUAUGCACGGCAGACUGGCCAAUCAGAGGAGGUGA